Messenger RNA from Perca fluviatilis (European perch), 2823 nucleotides. RefSeq names its product synaptophysin-like 2a (gene sypl2a). Gene Ontology annotation, cellular component: synaptic vesicle; synaptic vesicle membrane. The record is from RefSeq and is a predicted model, not a curated record. Bases 200 to 913 code for a protein of 237 amino acids. Lineage: Eukaryota; Metazoa; Chordata; Actinopteri; Perciformes; Percidae. The transcript is spliced from 6 exons.
UAUUGUGGUUAGUUUGACAGCGGUUCAGUUGUACAGAGUUUGACAGUAGUCAGUAGUAGUUGUCUCCUGCUUGUCUAUCGCCUGCUGAGAGUCCGUAACGUUAGCUGUUGUAACGACGUUCGAAUGCAAACGGAGUAACAACGAAACGGACAGCUUUAUGAGAUAAAUACAGACAGCUUUGUAGUUGUUGCACGUCUCAAUGGACACUGUUCAGAAAUUGGUGUCUGGAUUUUCUCUGGACCUGGGACCAUUGAAAGAACCUCUUGGAUUUAUUCGUGUCCUAGAAUGGGUCUUCACCAUCUUUGCCUUUGCCACCACUGGAGGUUACUCUGGGACAUCCCACUUUACAGUCAAAUGCCCAGGAGGAACCCCGGAAGAGACACCUGUAGGGCCUGUGUUUGACUACCCAUUCAGGUUGCCAGCACACCCGUAUGACAUACCGACAUGCAACGGCACUGAUGUCCGUACGAACUACCUGCAAGGCGACUACUCCUCCUCGGCAGAGUUCUUUGUGUGUGUUGGUGUGUUUGGGUUCCUUUAUUGCACCGCCACAUUGAUCCUCUACCUGGGCUACCAGAACGUCUACCGCCAGACCACCCGUGGUCCCAUCAUAGACCUGGUGCUGACCGCUGCCUUUGCCUUCUUGUGGCUCGUGUCGUCCUCAGCCUGGGGCAAAGGCCUGACUGAUGUUAAGUGGGCCACUAACCCCGAGCACCUAGUGGAGUCAUGCAAAGACCUCUGUCAGCCAGGAGAGUUUCCUUCCAUGGGCCGCCUCAAUGCCUCUGUGAUAUUUGGCUUUUUGAACAUGAUCCUGUGGGCAGGGAACUGCUGGUUCAUCUACAAGGAGACUCCUUUCCACAAGGAUCCCAACCCACCAGCCACCAUGGAGGAAGGAGGGCCCCCUGAGCCCUAGCCACGUCACUGAGGCUCCUCAAGCAUAGCCCCGUGCCCACAGCACAAACGCUCUGUGCCCAACACUGGUCUCUGAUGUUAACCUGCAGAAAUGGAAACAAAAGGAAGGCAAUUGUCCUAAAUACCCGCUAUACCUCCCAACACGUCGGAGCUAUUUUUCAGUUACGGGUCUUUACGUAGCUCAAGUUAACCUUAGUCCCCAAUGACUGAGCAACCCUUUAUUUUUAUUUUAAAUCUGCCAUCACUGUAUGUAUUUGGUGUUCAGAACAGCAGGCCUGCAGUGCAUUUGCUUCCACAUUAGCACACUGUCCUCAGCUGAUGUCCGCCCUUCAGGGAGCCACCUAGUGAUGAAAUUGUGAUUUAAGAACCCAGCAUCUCUACUGGUCUUCAACCAGAGAAAAGCUGGAAGUUGAAAGCAAACAUCCCUCACACCCAGUAAAAGCAAGUGUUUCCAUAAGAAACAAAAUCCAGAAGCAAACUUUUUAGGUGGGAGCAAAUGCACCCCUGGGGUUCAGUCCAGUAAGGGCCUGCUCUUCUUCCAAUAUGUAAUCAGUAAGAGAAAAUGCUACAGUACAGAUCCCAAGUACUGUAUUUCUAAACAUGUCAGUCACUUCAAUUUCAAUAGAUGAGUCAUAGCAUGAGGGGCAAAAUAUGCUGAAUGCUAUUUUUCUCCUGUUAAAGCAACAACUGAUACCAGAGCCCUGCUCAAUAAUCGGACUAAGCCAUGGUUUCUCUUCUUUUCUCAUCUCUGCCACUGAGGCACCAGACCAACUAACCAUUAAGUUAACCGCCAUGCCGUUUCCCCACCAAUGUUCUAAUCCACUGACACACACACUUAAAUAUACUUCAUAACCCCAUGGGUGUUGCAGUUUCAACACACUUGGAAUUUAUUGUGCUUAAAAAGAAUACUAAGUAAAAAGAAAAAAAUCACACUACAAUCUACUGCACCUCUGGCAGAGACUUUAAUUUUGAACGUGUCAUUUUGCGUGAUGUUUCAGGUUGGUUGUGACAGGGUUUGCCGCGGCCUUAUUUUCAGCCUGUAUACAGAACAAGCAGGUUCUCUACAUGUUUACUCCAGUAUCUGUUGUACAUGCCGUUACAGUGGAAGGAACUGAUAAAUGUCAGGCCAAACCUCAAAAUGUUAUCAUUUACACUACUCCUUAACACUAAGACUCAUUCUUGUUUGUGCAAUCUUUUGCGAAAGGUGACUUGCAGCGACUUUAUUUAUAUACAGUUCAUUUGUAUUUUUAUCUACAUUAAUUGGUCCGUUGCAUAUUUUUAAAACCAAUGUUGGGUUUCUGUUUGUAUUUCCCAAAUAAGUGUCGGUGUGCAGCUUCUCCUUGAUUUGUUUUGUAAUGUCAGAUUUGCUGUUAAAUGUGUUUAUCCACCGAGUAGCUUUAGACCUGGUCGUGCGAUGAUAAAUAGUUUAACUAACAAAAGUGGCAAACUGUGGUUGCCAGAUUUAUGUACUCUUUCUCUAUUUCUUAAUGCCCAUAGUUCUGCUCUAUAUGUAACUUUACAGCCAAUGCCGUACAUUAGGUUUUGUAUUGAAUUAUUGUCAUUGCACUAAGAGGGAUCUAAGGAUCUCUAUGAAGUAACUGUUUUGAGUUAUUGGGCCACCUGUGCAGCUGUUUUAUUCACCAACUUAGCCUCUGUAGGGAAGAAAUGAGAGGCUGCAUGAGGCACUGUAAGUAAAGUCAUAUAUUUUCCACAUCCUAUUGAAAUUAAACACAAUUCGUAAGAUGCUUUAUCAAUUUUAAAAGAUAAAUCUUAUCUUAACUAGAGCACAGUCAUAGGUGGGAUGUUUAUGUAAUUGGACUUCAUGUAUUUAAUGCCUUCGUUUGUGCAAAAUGAAACAAAAUGGUUUAUCUGUAUUGACAAGUGUAAAACAUGAGAGCUGGAACUGCUGGA